Messenger RNA from Penicillium cosmopolitanum, 3771 nucleotides. Its product is annotated as aminophospholipid-translocating P4-type ATPase NEO1. The record is from RefSeq and is a predicted model, not a curated record. The transcript is spliced from 4 exons. Gene Ontology annotation, cellular component: plasma membrane; trans-Golgi network; endosome. Lineage: Eukaryota; Fungi; Ascomycota; Eurotiomycetes; Eurotiales; Aspergillaceae. Bases 1 to 3771 code for a protein of 1256 amino acids. Gene Ontology annotation, biological process: endocytosis; retrograde vesicle-mediated transport, Golgi to endoplasmic reticulum; phospholipid translocation. Gene Ontology annotation, molecular function: ATP hydrolysis activity; ATPase-coupled intramembrane lipid carrier activity; magnesium ion binding.
AUGAACUCCUCACACGAAUACAUACACCCGCUACAACAGUCCGAUCAUCCCGGCGACUACUCAGGUUCCGAUGACGACGACCUGGACCUCGAGGAGCUAGAUCCCAGUGCCACGCCACAACAAUCGUCGCGAGUAUCCCGAGACUAUACGAGUCGAACAAGGAACUAUGGCCCAGGGAUUGCUUUGCGGAAUUUACGCGUUGGCGUCGGAAGUCGGUGGAAGCGGAGUCCCUCUGGUCACAGGGAGCCAGAUGAGGAUACGGAUGCGCUGUUACAGGAAGAUCGGACGAGGAGGUCACAUGGUAGCUCCAGGAAUAUGACCGACGACGAUGCUCCUCUACUUGACCGCCGUGGUUCGACCCGCCCAUUUAACGAUGAUGAGCCCGUCCGAAAGGGUAACCGUUUACGCCUUCCCAGUCUCCGUGGCCCGAGUUUCCUCCAAGCUGCCUCGAAUCGCUUCCGCAGAUCUGGCAAUGACGAUACAAUCAAACCGCCUCGUGAUGUGCUUGUCGGGCAGUACCAAUCAACCAAAUACCCGCCCAACGUCAUUUCGAAUGCCAAAUAUACCCCCUGGAGCUUCCUUCCUCGGACACUCUACAACGAAUUCUCCUUCUUUUUCAACAUCUAUUUCCUCCUCGUCGCAUUGUCACAGAUCAUUCCAGUGCUCCGUAUUGGGUACAUGUCUUCAUACAUCGCUCCUCUGGCAUUUGUGGUAUCUAUAUCUCUGGGUAAAGAAGCUCUCGAUGACAUAGGCCGGCGCGGCGGGAUGCGGAGGCCAAUUCUGAAGAAUUUACCAGCGAAUGUGUUGGAAGUGACCAAGAAAUCUCGCGACUUGAAAGUCGGAGAUGUUCUCAAAGUCCGAAAGAACCAACGUCUUCCCGCCGAUGUUGUGAUCCUUCAAAGCCUCUCGAAUGAUUCGAAUACGGAACGCCCAAGCUCAUUCGAUGAAGACGCCCCCGAAGUAUCGACUGAUCUACUUGAAUCGGGCCAGGGAUCAUCCGAGCCCGUCGCCGAUGCUUCGGCCAAUGCCGAUUCGUCAAAUGCAGCAAAUGCUUCUUCCACCAGCGAUACCUUCAUUCGAACCGACCAACUAGAUGGUGAAACUGAUUGGAAACUCCGCUUACCCUCUGUCCUAUCCCAAUCACUCUCUUUCAGCGAAUUUACCCGACUCAAGAUUACCGCAAGUCCUCCAGAUCAGCGCGUCAACGAGUUUGUCGGUACGAUUGAACUGGGCCCUCCCACGGGCUUUUACGAUGCGCAUUAUAACAAGGCCUCGACUUCGCAGCCUCAGGGUGGACGAACUCCGAAUGGCGAGACCGAUAACUCCAACUCUGCACCUCUGAAUAUCGAUAAUACCGCCUGGGCCAAUACUGUCCUCGCCUCCAACACCAUUACAUAUGCCGCGAUCAUCUACACCGGCUCUCAAACCCGAGCCGCUCUUUCCACUUCACCAUCUCGUUCGAAAGUGGGCUUGUUGGAAUAUGAGAUCAACAACCUCACCAAAAUUCUAUGCGUGCUGACGCUCACUCUAUCCGUAGUGCUGGUCGCUCUGGAAGGGUUUGAACCAACGAACGAUAAGGUGUGGUACGUGGCAAUCAUGAUCUAUCUGAUUCUCUUUUCAACUAUCAUCCCAAUGAGUCUGCGAGUCAACUUGGAUAUGGCCAAGUCUGUGUAUGGUCGAUUCAUCGAGCGAGACAAGGAUAUCCCGGGUACCGUCGUGCGGACCAGCACUAUCCCUGAGGAUCUUGGAAGAAUCGAAUACUUACUCUCAGACAAGACUGGGACUUUGACCCAAAACGAAAUGGAACUGAAGAAGAUUCAUGUUGGCACCGUCUCGUAUGCUAACGAAGCAAUGGACGAAGUCGGAUCAUUUAUUCGUCAAGGUUUUGCAGGCAACACCUUGACGACACCAUCAACUAUUUUUGGUACUCAAGCUGGCCAAGGAGCGGCACCCCGUACCAGGAGAGAAAUCGGCUCCCGAGUUCGCGACAUCAUCUUGGCUCUUGCCGUCUGCCAUAACGUGACGCCAACAACGGAGGUUGAGGAUGGGCGUAAAGUCACAACUUAUCAAGCAUCAUCACCGGAUGAGAUCGCCAUCGUUCGCUACACGGAAGAGGUUGGGCUGAAGGUGGCUUACCGGGAUCGUCAAAGCAUUGUUCUCGAAUCCACAGACUCCAAGCAGGUUGUUGUUCGUGUCCGAAUUCUCGAUGUCUUCCCUUUCACAUCGGACAGCAAGCGAAUGGGCAUCAUUGUCGAGUUCCAGCAAGAUGAGAAUGACCUCGAAACAUCUACCAAGAACGAACCCGAGAUCUGGUUUUAUCAAAAGGGCGCGGAUACUGUGAUGACCUCCAUUGUUGCAGCGAAUGAUUGGCUUGACGAGGAAACUGCUAACAUGGCUCGCGAGGGUCUACGAACACUCGUCGUUGGACGCAAGCGACUUUCUCUAUCGCAAUACCAAGAAUUCUCCGCCAAUUAUAAACAGGCCUCCAUGUCUUUCCAGGGCCGUGAUAUCGGUGUGGCUAAGGUUGUGACCGAGUAUCUCGAACGGGACCUGGAGCUUCUUGGAGUAACGGGUGUCGAAGAUCGUCUUCAGCGAGAUGUCAAGUCGUCCCUAGAAUUGAUGCGCAACGCCGGUGUGAAAAUCUGGAUGUUGACUGGAGACAAGGUUGAGACAGCACGUUGUGUCGCGAUCUCUGCAAAGUUGGUUUCACGGGGUCAAUACAUCCAUACUGUUCAAAAGGUCACGGAUAAAUCUGUUGCCCAGGAAGCCCUAGAUUUCCUCCGCAACAAGACUGACUGUUGCUUGUUGAUUGAUGGCGAGUCGCUCAAUCUAAUGCUCGGCCAUUUCCGCACUGCUUUCAUCUCCGUCGCCGUUCUCCUGCCAGCCGUGGUGGCUUGUCGUUGCUCGCCCACCCAGAAAGCAGAAAUCGCCACCUUGAUCCGCCAACACACCAAGAAACGCGUUUGCUGUAUCGGCGAUGGCGGUAACGACGUCUCUAUGAUCCAGGCCGCUGACGUCGGAAUCGGUAUAGUGGGUAAAGAGGGCCGACAAGCCUCUCUAGCCGCUGAUUUCAGCAUCACUCAAUUCCACCACUUGACCAAGCUCCUAGUCUGGCAUGGCCGCAACUCAUACAAGCGAUCUGCAAAACUAGCGCAGUUCAUCAUGCACCGUGGUCUCAUCAUCAGUGUCUGCCAGACCAUGUACAGCAUUGCUGGACACUUCGAUCCCAAGGGUCUCUUUAUCAACUGGCUCAUGAUCGGCUACGCAACUGUCUAUACCAAUGCACCUGUCUUCUCACUAGUCUUCGAUCGCGACGUGGACGAGCGACUCGCCAACCUCUACCCAGAAUUGUACAAGGAACUGAAAACGGGAAAGAGCUUGAGCUACCGCUCAUUCUUCAGCUGGGUUUUGAUCUCCAUUUACCAGGGCGCUGUCAUCCAAGGCCUUUCACAAAUUCUGCUCCAGACCGUCACUGGCCCCCGUUUGAUCAGUGUCUCGUUCACGGCUCUCGUUCUCAAUGAGCUGGGCAUGGUCGCCAUUGCAAUCACCACCUGGCACCCUGUGAUGAUCUUCUGCCUAAUCGGUACUCUGCUUCUAUAUAUCGGCAGCGUGCCUUUCCUGGGUGACUACUUCAACCUACGCUAUGUGAUCACUGUCGAUUGGUUGUGGCGCGUCUGCGCCGUGCUAGCCGUCUCAUUGGUUCCCGUGUGGGCUGUCAAAUUGAUUAGACAGUCCUGGAGCCCUCCAAGCUACCGGAAAGUACGCGGUUAG